AUGCUAUUUGAAUAUUACAAUAGAUUAAUAUUUAAAGUUCUAAAGAGAGAACCACAUGAAGAGAUUCCAUUUUCAGCUAUCAAAGAUGUCACACAUUAUAUUAACAAAGAAGAUUUGGAUUUACUUUGUAUGUUUUGUGGAACUGAUAUUUGA
Messenger RNA from Paramecium octaurelia, 153 nucleotides. The record is from the annotation of a GenBank genome assembly. Lineage: Eukaryota; Ciliophora; Oligohymenophorea; Peniculida; Parameciidae.